This is a messenger RNA of Serpula lacrymans var. lacrymans S7.9, 2595 nucleotides long. RefSeq names its product glycoside hydrolase family 95 protein. The transcript is spliced from 19 exons. Lineage: Eukaryota; Fungi; Basidiomycota; Agaricomycetes; Boletales; Serpulaceae. The record is from RefSeq and is a predicted model, not a curated record. Gene Ontology annotation, molecular function: alpha-L-fucosidase activity. The coding region runs from base 1 to 2595 and encodes 864 amino acids. Gene Ontology annotation, biological process: carbohydrate metabolic process.
AUGGAUUCUCUGUCGCAAGCCCCGGUUUUCGAGUUUCGAGAGGCGAUUCUCUCAGCUAUAUCUUUGCUUGCUGGUUUGCUCCCUCAAAGCUUUCUAAUGUGGUUCAGGCGCAUAUAUGGUGUCCUGACUCUUGCUACUUAUGUCACUCUGACUAAGUCAACUCCCCCCGGCUUUCCGAGCUCGGGGAACGGCCUAUGGUACACAACACCAGCUACCUUAUGGGCCAAACAAAUGUUGCCUAUUGGUAAUGGAUAUCUGGCCGCAAUGAUACCGGGUGGAAUAUUCCAGGAAGUUACUCAGCUCAAUAUCGAAUCAUUAUGGCAAGGUGGCCCAUUACAAGAUCCAUCUUAUAAUGGUGGUAACAACCUGCCUUCACAACAGGCACAAAUGGCUCAAGACAUGCAAUCCAUCCGCCAGUCCAUUUUUGCCAGCCCUAAUGGGACAAUAAACAACAUCGAAGAAAUAUGCACACCCCCUGGAGACUACGGCUCGUAUUCCGGGGCUGGGUACUUCAUAUCUACACUUAACAAUACCGGAACAACAUCAAACUAUGGAAGGUGGCUAGAUCUCGACGAAGGAGUAGCUCGAACCACUUGGUCUCAGGGAUCUAGCAUAUUUUCACGUGAAGCAUUUUGUUCUCACCCCGCUCAAGCAUGUGUGCAAUAUGUUAAUACUAGUGGCCAAGCAUCUCUACCGACCGUUACUUAUGCCUUCUCCGUGUCUCAAGAGACUGGACUUCCAGCCCCGAACGUAACUUGCUUGGACAACGCCACACUAAAUAUCAGAGGUUAUGUAACCAAUCCAGGCAUGAUGUAUGAGAUUAUUGGAAGGGUGCAGGCCUCUAAUGGCACUGUGUCAUGCAACGUUGUUUCUGGGUCCACUCCUACAAAUGCCACAGUUAGCGUUUCAGGGGCCUCAGAAGCGUGGAUCACCUGGGUAGGCGGAACAAACUACGACAUUGACGCAGGAGACCUGGCCCAUAAUUUCACCUUCCAAGGCGUUGAUCCCCACAGCAACCUCGUAUCGCUUGUUUCAUCUGCGACGUCUAAUUCCUAUACCGAGUUGCUUUCGGAGCACAUUGCGGAUUAUACAUCAUUGAUUUCGCCUUUCUCUCUUUCUUUGGGACAGACUCCUGAUUUAUCCACACCUACGGAUCAGAUCGUGGCUUCAUAUCAAACAUAUGUGGGCAAUGCAUAUUUAGAAUGGGUUCUGUUCAAUUUCGGGAGAUACUUGCUCACUAGUAGUGCGCGAGGAAUUUUGCCUGCGAACUUGCAAGGUAAAUGGGCAGAUGGACAGUCCAAUUCUUGGGGUGCAGAUUAUCAUGCAAAUAUCAAUCUUCAGAUGAACUACUGGUUUGCUGAAAUGGCAAAUUUGAAUGUUACGCAGUCGCUUUUUGACUAUAUGGAGAAAACCUGGGCGCCACGAGGAGCCGAAACAGCCCUGAUUUUGUAUAACAUCAGCCAAGGCUGGGUUACUCAUGACGAAAUGAAUAUAUUCGGACACACGGGAAUGAAGCUGGAAGGUAAUUCUGCACAAUGGGCUGACUACCCAGAAUCUAAUGCCUGGAUGAUGAUACAUGCAUGGGAUCAUUUCGAUUAUACCAAUGAUGUUGAGUGGUGGAAAGCUCAAGGGUGGCCUUUGGUGAAAGCUGUUGCAAGCUUUCACCUGGAGAAGUUGAUCCCUGAUCUUCACUUCAACGAUGGUACCCUCGUUACGGCACCUUGUAACUCACCUGAACAGGUACCCAUCACAUUUGGGUGCGCGCAUGCUCAACAGCUGAUCUGGCAACUCUUCAAUGCGGUAGAGAAGGGAUACGAAGCUGCGGGCGAUACUGACACUGCCUUUAUCCAAGCCAUUGCUGCAAAACGAGAGCAAAUGGACAAGGGCCUUCGUAACUACGUUUCAGAAUGGAAGAUGGACAUGGACCAGCCGAAUGAUACCCACAGGCAUCUUUCCCAUCUCAUCGGCCUAUACCCUGGCUACGCUAUUUCAUCGUAUUCUCCGGAAUUACAGGGAGGACUUACCUACAACAAUACCUUCUUGAACUAUACGAAAGAGCAAAUAUUGGACGCGGCGACAAUCAGCUUGAUACACAGAGGUAAUGGUACAGGGCCAGACGCGGAUGCGGGCUGGGAGAAGGUAUGGAGAGCUGCAUGUUGGGCGCAGCUAGGGAAUGAGACGGAGUUCUACAGGGAGCUUACUUAUGCCAUAGAAAGGAACUUUGCACCUAACUUGUUCGAUCUGUAUAGCCCAGGUACUCUUCCAUUCCAGAUCGACGCGAAUUUUGGAUACCCUGCUGCAGUUCUAAACGCGCUUCUCCAGGCGCCCGACGUAGCUAGCCUUGACAUCCCGCUACAAGUCACCCUUUUACCUGCGCUACCUCUGACCUGGUCCUCAGGUGAGAUAAAAGGUGCGCGUAUUCGCGGGGGGAUAACCUUAGACCUGCAAUGGAGUGGAGGGAAACCUACCUCAGCGGUAUUUACUGUUGACAGUAGCGUGGCUGGAAGACAGAGGGAUGUUGUAGUCAAUUAUGCUGGAAAGGUUGUCGGAGAGUUUACAUCGAACCCUGGAACGGCGAAGACGGUCACUUUCUGA